AUGAAAGUGGAGUUAAACAGUCACCUCUUUGCAGAUGCUGUUGAUGGAGUGGUUAACGGGGAUGUCUCUCAGGAGACUAAUGGUCCUACAAACUGCUAUGCUGCCAUAUCCCAAGCAGAUCGACUGCAGUCAGAACCAGAAAGUAUUCGUAAGUGGAGAGAAGAGCAAAAGGAACGCCUGGAGCAACUUGAUGCAAACUCACGAAAGCAGGAAGCAGAAUGGAAAGAGAAAGCAAUAAAGGAGUUGGAAGAGUGGUAUGCAAGGCAAGAUGAAAAGCUUGAGAAGACAAAAGCCAGUAACAGGGUGGCAGAUGAAGCUUUCUACAAACAACCCUUCGCUGACGUGAUUGGUUAUGUCACAAACAUAAAUCAUCCUUGCUACAGCCUAGAACAGGCAGCUGAAGAAGCCUUUGUGAAUGAUGCAGAAGACGUUUUUCCGGGCACUGAGUGGGAACGUGUGGCUCAGCUCUGUGACUUUAAUCCCAAGUCUAGUAAGCAGGCAAAAGAUGUGUCCCGCAUGCGUUCAGUCCUCAUCUCACUCAAGCAGGCUCCGCUGGUUCGCUGAAGCAAAGCUCAAUGGAAACACUACAAAUGCAAUAUCUUAACCUUACUCAGAGAAGCUAUGUUUGCAGUAAUUUGAUUAAUUGUUUCAAUGUGUUUUUUUGGACAACAUCAUGAUGUAUCUAGAUCUGAUCAUUGUUUGAUUGCAUGUUCUUCCCAAUGUUUCCUUUCUGUGUCUGAAAUGGGAGAACCUCCAAAAUGUAGUCUCUGUGCUGUUGUGCACUGAGGUGUCACUUCCCACAUUAUUGAUAUUAAAGAUCUGUUAAACAGCAAAA
Molecule: messenger RNA, 835 nt
Organism: Manacus vitellinus (golden-collared manakin)
Lineage: Eukaryota; Metazoa; Chordata; Aves; Passeriformes; Pipridae
Gene: CLTA
Product: clathrin light chain A
Exons: 7
Coding region: 1-564 (187 amino acids)
Biological process (GO): intracellular protein transport; clathrin-dependent endocytosis; clathrin coat assembly
Cellular component (GO): postsynaptic endocytic zone cytoplasmic component; clathrin coat of coated pit; synaptic vesicle membrane
Molecular function (GO): clathrin heavy chain binding; structural molecule activity
Source: RefSeq, a predicted model, not a curated record